Messenger RNA from Sugiyamaella lignohabitans, 1017 nucleotides. It is a transcript of the gene ESF2, whose product is annotated as Esf2p. Lineage: Eukaryota; Fungi; Ascomycota; Dipodascomycetes; Dipodascales; Trichomonascaceae. Gene Ontology annotation, cellular component: nucleolus. Gene Ontology annotation, molecular function: RNA binding. The record is from RefSeq and is a predicted model, not a curated record. The transcript has a single exon. Bases 1 to 1017 code for a protein of 338 amino acids. Gene Ontology annotation, biological process: small-subunit processome assembly; endonucleolytic cleavage to generate mature 5'-end of SSU-rRNA from (SSU-rRNA, 5.8S rRNA, LSU-rRNA); endonucleolytic cleavage in 5'-ETS of tricistronic rRNA transcript (SSU-rRNA, 5.8S rRNA, LSU-rRNA).
AUGGUUCGAAGUAAAGCAACUGAUUUCUUCAACGUCGAGCAGUCAGGAAGCGACGCAGACAGAAGCGAUUCUGAAGAUGGACAAAACUUUAAUAGCCAAGAGAAUAACGACAUAUACGGCAGUGAUAAUGAGGAUGUAGAUGACGAGGAAGAAGAGUUCAAAGGAAGAUCUUCCAUUUCGAAUAAACGUCGUCGGGAAGAUGCCUUUAAAAGCGAUAACGAAGAUGACGAAGACGAAGAUGAAAGCAUAGAAAAUCAACUUGAGGAGGAUGGGGAAGAAGAAUACAGUGAUAGAGAGUUGGAGGAAGAUUUUGAGGUAGAAGACAAGAAAGCUCAAAAUGGAAAACUCAAGCCGUUGACGAAAGAGCAAGUCGAGCAGGAUUUGGAAAAGAUCAGAAAAUCUGGUGUAGUUUAUAUCUCACGCAUUCCGCCAUAUAUGAAACCACAAAAGCUACGACAGAUCCUCAGCAGAUUUGGUGAAGUUAAUAGAAUUUUCUUGACGCCUGAAGAUCCCAAGGUAUAUGCCAAACGAGUCAAGUAUGGUGGAAACAAGAAAAAAAAUUAUACUGAAGGAUGGGCUGAAUUUGUCAAGAAGAAGAAUGCCAAGCUGGCUGCUGAUACUUUGAAUGGAAAUAUCAUUGGUGGCAAAAAGGGCUCAUAUUAUCAUGAUGAUAUUUUAAAUGUCAAAUAUUUAUCGAAAUUUAAGUGGCAGAACCUCACAGAACAAAUUGCUCUUGAAGCUCAGUCAAGACAAGAGAAGCUUCGUGCUGAAAUUGCUCAAGCUACAAGAGAAAACAAGAUAUUUAUUGAAAAUGUGGAGCGUCAUAAGAUGAUUCAAGGCAUCCAGAAGAAGAGGGCUGAGAAGGCCGAGUCAAGUGGUGGAGCAAAAGAACCAGCUGAAAUUCGCAGAACUUUUCAACAACGGCAAGUCGAGUCAAGGCGUUCCGAUGCUACCAAGAAGUCGAAUGAUAAGAACCUUGACAAGACAGUUUCCAGAGUCCUUAGCAAAGUAUUUUAG